UGCAUUUCAGCUGCAAAAUUAAAACACAUCGAAAUAAGAAUAACUUGUUUGAUUUAAAGAAACUACGCAGUAAUUUACAAAUUAUACAGCUGAUGACUAGGAAUUGAAUCAUCAGCUGUCUCUUACCAUCGACCGUAUUUAUUUGCUUAGGGUGGAACAGAGAUCCAUCAUGACGUCGUUAGCUCUUCAGCUCCAAAAGCUUUCUGUGCCUCAUACCCAGGCCAUCCUUGGUGAAGAUAAGAAAAGACCGUCUCUACUGUUUGACCCAAAGGAAGCAGCCAACUUGGACAAAGAGACUGUCUAUGGAAUAGGCUUGAAUGGUUUGGAGGAGCUUGAAAAUCUCGAUGAAACUUUCCAAGAGUUUGAGGAAACAUUAUUUAGCGAGACUGCUCAGGACUUUGAGAGGUCAACACAAACAAAAGAGGUUAACCAGAAAUUGAACAAAACCAUCUCCCAGUUUCUGAUUAAGUUGUCACCAUACUUCCUAUUGAAACCAGCUCAUAAAGUCAUAGAAUGGCUUGUCUAUAGGUAUCACAUUCAUUUCUACAAUAUUGAUGAUCUGCUAAUGUGUAUCUUGCCCUACCAUGAAACAAAGAUAUUUGUUCGGGCCGUUCAGCUUCUCAAACUUGAUGAUUCGACCAAUAGAUGGCACUGGCUGCAACCUAUUCAGAAACCAGGUGUCCCACUCCCAAGGACGACGGUUAUGACUCACUGUAACAAAGAUCCCAGUUUCCUCAACUUUGUAUGUGAUAUGGUUCAUAAGUUUCUAAAGGUGCAUGGAACGAAACAGUCAGUGAAUUCACCCCUCCGUGUCCUCUUCAGUUUCUUUACCACGACGCUGAUUGGAGCUCUAAACCAGGGCAUCAUCAAGGAUGCCAUGAUAGCUCAACUUCUGCCAGUCAUCGUCAAUGGACUCAAGUCAAAGAGUGUCGAGUACAAAGUGGCAGUAUACAUGAUUCUCUCCCUAUUGGCCAGCAAAGCAAGAAUCAAAAGUUCAUUUUUUGACAGCUUGUUGCCCAUAAUGUCCAAGCACAUCCCAGUCACUCUGGUACAAGAGGCGCUAACCUGCCUGUUGGUUAUCUACCAGUAUCAGAAUCUUUCAAGGAUACCUAAAAGAAUGUUUAAGUACCUCUGCAAGCUGCCAGGUGUCAUCGACGUGAUUGCAAGGCUCUCUCAGUCAUUCCUUGUCACUCCGUUCCUCCAACCUUUCCUGAAGCUGCUGAUCUCUGAAGCCCUGAAUGACUCCACUGAUGAGGAGGAUCCAUCACCGGAUGAGGUUCCUUAUGCUGCUCUUCUCGAGAGACUUCUGAUGGAAUGUGAUCUCGAUGAAAAACUGAAGGGAUUGAUAGCAAAGUCAUUGUUAGAAAACUUCAUGUCACUGAAAACCGGUGAAACAACUUCUGAAGAUGUUGACUUGGGAGUUUACACAAGACGACUGAAACAUUUCAUUGGAGUAGUUGAGAAGCGCCAUCCAGUGGCCAUGGAUGUAACAAUUGAAGAACAAAUGAAGCAAAAGCCAAGCAAGGUGGAGCAAGGCUACCUACAAGAGUUUGUGGCCCUGUCGGUGUCUACUGCCAAGCAUAGCAUUAUGCCCAAGUCACAGACAAGCCUCAUGUUGGGUCUGAACCAUCCGAAAUGGAACAUAAGAUUGCUGGCCGUCCAGCAGCUGAUGCAACUAGCAAAUGAAAGUGAGGAGGAGGCAGAUGAGUUCCUGAAGGAUUCCUUGAUGACCAGACUACAAGAUGACGACCCACGGGUGGUGAAGUCUCUGCUUGAGGCUGGAGAGGAUCUGCAGCGAGUGCUUGGAGCUGAUAGUAUGUAUGAAUCCACCGUCAAGAUCAUGAGGAACCAUUUUGGCAAGCCAACCUGGACAACGGUGAUAAAGUUGUGUGUGGGUCACCUGACAGGUCUCAAUUCAAGCGACCUUGAACCCCAGAUCACAACCCUCCUUCUGCCCUACAUCAUGGUGACCUCUUGCAAGGUCGAACACAUUGACCUUGUGCGUGGCAUUUUCAAAUCAAACCAUGCCAAGAAAUCGAAGAUUCUGUCGGCAGCUGCUGCUCAGUGGAUUAAAUUGGCAGGAAAAGAGGUGGAAGACGGCAACAAAAGAGAGUUUUGGAUUGGAUUCCAAAAUUUAAGUGUAGUGCUGAAGAUGGCUGGUGCCCUUGCAGAGCAGACAGAACAAAGGGAACAUCUGAUGCCACUGUUGCUGUCAGAAUGCCUGACCCCAGGUCCUCUUCAGUUGGUCUACACCUUCAUCACCCUGAAUCUAAUGGCAGAAAUGAUGGAGAAGUUGGAAUCAAAUCAUGCGAGAAUUCAGUGUGGAAUCAAGUGUCUUGAAAUCAUCGAGGGGAACAAUAAGCUCUUCAAACCUCAAAAAGGGGCUAAUUUAAGGGAUCCUGUAUCACCAGCAUCAUUCAGAAAAUGUCUCAGUGCCAUCACAAGUUCCAGUUGCAUUCCCCUCAAUGCUGUAAUUUGUGUCCUUGAGAAAGUCAUCUCAGCUAUUCAAUUGCCAUCAAAGCUUGUGCAGCAAAACUGGUGGAAGAUCACAUCGGAAGAUGAUGAGGAAAACCUCUUCCUGAAAUUCACACUGAAAUGCUUUGAUCUUCUGACAUCAUUCAUGGACAACCAGGACGUGAAAUACACAGAACUCUACAAGAUUGCAUUUGAACAUCUCUUCAAAACAUAUUUCAAGAGCAAACCAUUGCUGUUCAAGUUACUGUCAAUCCCAUUGACCAGCUCUGCGAUGAUAAGAGAGGAGACUGCGAUGCCAAUUAGUGUUAUCCUACAAGCCAGGGCGCUGCAUGUAGCCAUUCCAUGCCUUGCCGCUGCCACCAAGAAGGAGUUAGUUGAACUGCUAGCUGCGGACUCAGUGGUAAUCCCCAGCCUGCUUGUAGCCUUGACCAGCCCACACCAUCCCAUCAGACUAGCAGCCACACACUGCUUAAAAGAUUGUAUGAAUAUUCAUGACAUUGAUCCUGCCCUUGAUACCUCAUUGGCUCAUCUCGUUCACCAACUGACCAAUAGGAAAGAAGAACUGGAAGCAGAUGGGAGCUAUCUCCCACAGGCAUUGUAUGUAAUCCUGUCAAAAGCAUUCAAGACAAUCAAGGCAGAAAAACUCACUCCAAAGAAACUAAAAAGGAAGGAAAAGGCUCAAGAAAUUGCACAGAACUGUUUGGAGAGCUUGAUUGGUGCAGUCGUGAAGUUGGAUUGUCCUUGUUACAUUCAGGAUAGCCUCCUGGCAAGCCUCUCUCAGAUCUCAUCACCUCGUCUGCUUGAAACACUGCUGCCCCUGCUGAAGCAUCUCCUUGACAGGUGCACUGAUCCUGGUGGCCUGAACCAGUCCGAGACCAAAUGCGUCCAUUAUUUGAUGCAGAGAUUCACAGAGACUACAACGGAGCUGUUCCAGUCGAAUCUUGGUGUGAAGGAGGCGUUUUACCGUGCCUUGCAUACCAGCGUAGGCCAUCAUGUGGAGUACAUGUCUGUGCAGGGUGUGAUGCUGCAGCAGAUCUCUAAGGACUUCUUCACAUCUCUUCCGACCACAGACUUACAGCAACAGUUGAUUUCUGAGUUGAUUGACCUUUGGGUAGAUACCAAGGAUGCCAAGACCGCCUCCAAUAUCUCGAAGGUCCUCAAAGCAUUGCCCUUGACUGCUGACCAGAUUGUGACUGAGUUGAAUAAGGUGAAAAAUACAACUAAAGCUGCUACAGUGAGAGAAGUCAAGAGAAUUAGAAGGACCUCUAAGCCAGAUAUCGAGCCUGUGAUAUCAGCUGUUGAUACGCGACCUUGGCAGCGAGUGACCUUGACAUUGGAGAUGCUCCAGGCCAAGAGGAAGGUGCAGGACAUGAUCAAACUUGUGCCGAUCAUCUUCGAUAUCACACGACGCUGCCUCGAUCUCGAUGAUCAUAACGCCUCCGAAUAUCUCAAACAGCUUCUUCUGUCAUGCAUCCUGAAUAUCUGUGCAAAGGUUGAAGGGGAUCAAGAACAAUUGCAAGAUUUGAAGAGCAGCAACCAUUUCAAGGUUGAUCUGAUUGUUCAGUGCAUCCGUACGUCAGAGAAUCCACAGACUCAUCACCAUGCUCUCAUGUUACUCACAAUGGCAGCAAAACUGUUCCCGGAUCUUGUACUCCACAACAUCAUGUCUGUUUUCACAUUCAUGGGAGCAAACAUUAUGAGACAGGAUGAUAGUUACAGCUUCCAAGUGAUAUCAAAGACGGUUGAAACUGUUAUACCAGCCCUAAUAGCGGCCCAUACUGCAUCAAAGGACAAGGGCAAGUUAGACACCGUCGUAGCGUCAGUGAUCCAAGUGUUUGUUGAUGCAUACCCUCACAUACCUGAACACAGACGAUUGCCGAUCUUGAGUAAGCUUGUGUCGACAUUAGGUGGCGCUACCUUCCUCUGGACGACCCUGCUCCUUCUCUUGGAUGGCUAUGUCAUGACAGAGGCCACGAAGCCGCAGGACGAGCAGGACACAAAGGCGUCAAACUACGUCCAUCCAAUGGUGACGUUUUGUCUUGACCUGAGUAACCAGUUUGAACCUGAUGUGCAGAUGAUUACUGCCAAAAUGUUCAUGCAGUUUUUGGUAAAGUUGCCUGAAAAAGAAAAGGAUGCACCAGUGAAGAUGCGUGAAGUUUCACGAAGAGUAAAGAAACAAUCUGGUGAAUCGGCAAGUCUGAUCAGCGUGGAUCAGCACACUGCUAAACAGUUGAGAUAUUUCCGCUACACAGUCACUGCUUUCAUCGUACAGAUCCUCUCAGACAAACGCUUCAUUUCCAAGGUUGUUAGCUUAGACGAUCGCGCCUCCUCUGCCAUGGUACCUCACUACCAGCUACUCCUCGAGGAGAACCUCCGCUAUAUCAACCACAUAGCCAAAUUGACCGGUCAAAACUCUGAUCAGCCGAGUGGAAAAUUCUGGAGAAUAGUACUGACCAAAGCUUAUGAGAUUCUCGACAAGGUGAACUCGCUGCUACCCAGCAAUGUCUUUGUGAGCGUGGUGUCUGGGCUGAUGAAAAAUGAGAUGCCCAUCGUUCGACGCAAAGCCAUGGAGCUCCUCAACAACAAGCUACAGCACAGCAAGGACAAAAUCGAGGACGAGGAGGUGCCGCUUUUCCUUGGUCUUGUUGGCCAGCUGUUGAGUGUUGUCAAGGCAUCUGGACCUGGGUCAGACACUGAGGACGAGGUGGCCAUCAAUAAACAAACUGCCUUGUUCAGUCUGAAAGUUCUAUGUAGGAUCUUUGGAACAGCACACCCGCAGACAUUCAAACCAAUCUUGCCUGUACUGACUGAACUGUUUGCUCAGCCUGCUGCCAAUCCGCAAGUGAUGGCCAGUGGUCUGUUGUGCCUUGCUGAGCUCUGUCAGAACUUGAGAGCUCAUGCCAUCCCCUCACUGCCACUGUUUAUGCCCAGGCUCAUCCAUGUACUCAAGAAUGAGAAGAAACUAGCAAGCAAUGACCUUCUUCUCGUCAGUUCCGUAACAGUUGUCCAUAAAGUUGUCGAGAGCCUGUCUCACUUCCUCAGUCCCUACGUUCUUGACAUAAUGACCAAAGUUGUCCAGUUAUCCAGCGAUCUGCCCGAUGAUGAGGCCACACAGAAGACACAACUCUACAUAAGACUCAAGGCUGUCCGAGUGAAUCUGGCCACCAAGCUGCCUUCAAGAGUUCUCUUGCCUACUGUAGCUAAAUGUUAUGAUGUCAUUUCUGCUGAAAAUAAGUUGUGUCUUGGACCGUUGAUGGGCAUCUUAACAGAUCACAUCUCAGACAUCAGCCGUGACAACCUAGCCAGUCAUCACAAUCAAAUCUUGACCUUCUUCCUACAAGCAUUAGACUACAGGACCAAGCAUUCACAGCAAUCUCUUUCUGAUAUUGAAGCAAUGGAAGGUCAUGUGAUAAGUGCAGUGGUCUCCAUGGUGAUGCGACUCUCUGAAGCGACGUUUAGGCCGAUGUUCUUCAAGUUGUUCGAUUGGGCUAUACGUGAUGACAGUCACAAAGAGCGACUUCUAGUUUUCUACCGCCUUGCAAAUGGCAUUGCAGAUAAAUUGAAGACCUUGUUCACACUCUUUGCUGGGCACAUCGUGAAGAAUGCAGCCAACCUCAUGGAUGAGAACAAGCCCAGUAAAUCAAAAGUUGGAACAUUCGGCGCUUCCGAAGAUGGUGUCACCAAAUCAUGCCAGUUGCUCAAGUUUAUCUUUGGUGUCCUACACAAGUGUUUCUUGUAUGAUAAUGAAGGGUUCCUGAACAAGGAGAGAUUUGAUACACUGUUGCAACCUCUGGUGGACCAGGUUGAAAAUCAGCUUGGUUCUGAGAGUGAAUACGAACUACGUAUCAAUGACCACCUUGUUCCUUGCAUUGGUCAGUUUGCUCUGGCCUCGGGAGAUGACUCCGCCUGGAAACCUCUCAACUACCAGAUUUGUCUCAAGACCAGACACUCAUCACCCAAGGUGAGAUUUGCUGCCUUGAAAUUGGUGGAGGAAUUGAGCAAGAAGCUUGGAGAUGAUUAUAUGGUCUUGCUACCAGAAACCAUACAGUUCUUGGCUGAACUACUUGAAGAUGAUUCCUAUGAAGUAGAACAGCAGUGUCAAGAGGUCAUCAGUCAUCUAGAGAAAGUCAUUGGAGAACCAUUACAGAAAUAUUUCUAAGUUGAUAAAAAGUGUUAAAUUUGAACUUUAUUUAUGCGCUAUGUAUUAUGUCAUGUGCUGCAUGAACAUAUUUAGUAAACCAAGGUAGUAAAGCAACAAAUUUGUUGCGAGGAAGAGCUAAGGUCUGUGCUAUUAAUCAUGCUCAAACAAGAGAAUGAUUGACUGUUCAAAAACGAUAGAAAGAACUGGGUUCUUGACUUGUAAUCAUAGCUUCAUGUUUUUAUGGAAUAAAUGAUUGA
This is a messenger RNA of Lineus longissimus, 6873 nucleotides long. Its product is annotated as HEAT repeat-containing protein 1-like. Gene Ontology annotation, biological process: maturation of SSU-rRNA from tricistronic rRNA transcript (SSU-rRNA, 5.8S rRNA, LSU-rRNA); positive regulation of transcription by RNA polymerase I. Bases 170 to 6634 code for a protein of 2154 amino acids. The transcript has 34 exons. The record is from RefSeq and is a predicted model, not a curated record. Gene Ontology annotation, molecular function: snoRNA binding. NCBI's taxonomy places the organism in Eukaryota, Metazoa, Nemertea, Pilidiophora, Heteronemertea, Lineidae. Gene Ontology annotation, cellular component: small-subunit processome; 90S preribosome; t-UTP complex.